This is a messenger RNA of Larimichthys crocea (large yellow croaker), 3974 nucleotides long. It is a transcript of the gene ttc39a, whose product is annotated as tetratricopeptide repeat domain 39A. Gene Ontology annotation, molecular function: protein binding. The record is from RefSeq and is a predicted model, not a curated record. Bases 137 to 1993 code for a protein of 618 amino acids. The transcript has 21 exons. NCBI's taxonomy places the organism in Eukaryota, Metazoa, Chordata, Actinopteri, Sciaenidae.
UUUCCACGUCAGGGAGGAGGAAGAGCGGCUGCUGAAACUUCACUUGUGUCAGUGUGAGCUCACAGUCCUCUGCCCUGUGUAAACCUGCUCUGUCCGGGGAUAAUUCUGCUCUGUCACCGGAUCCCAGAGCUGUGGAAUGAGUUUUAUCAACAACUGGAGACGAAGCUCGAAGAAAAAUGUCAGCAAAAAGGAUGCCAUGCAGGCACAAGACAUACCAGACGGCCCAGACUCCCCAAGCCGGUUGUCAGUCAUAAACAGUCCAGAACUGGAUCCAAUCAUCACAGACUUCAGGUUGGAGCUACCGGGCAACAAUGAUGGUCUGGAAACAACAAAUCCAUCUAAUGGGUGCUCGCGGUCAGACUUGUCUCUGGCUCUGGAGGACUGCAUGACUGCCCUGGAUCUGUUCCUCAGAAAUCACUUUGAAGAAGCGCAGGCCCAGCUCAGAUGCAGAACCAAAGAGAGCAUGUACCACGCUCUGACAUAUGCCACCAUCCUGGAGAUGCAGGCCAUGAUGACCUUUGACCCCCAACACAUCCUGGCUGCAGGAAACACCAUGAAGGAGGCGCAGGCUAUAUGUCAGCGGCAACGCAAGAAGUCGAGUUUCUCCAAAGGCUUCACAGAAGAGGAACUCCACGCAGAGGUUUGCUACGCAGAAUGUCUCCUACAGAGGGCAGCACUCACCUUCCUUCAGGAUGAAAACAUGAUCAGUUUCAUCAAAGGGGGAAUCAAAGUGAGGAACAGCUACCAGACAUACAAAGAGCUUCACACAGUCCUCCAGUCCUCUGGAUACACUCAUGGUGACAACCAUGGUCAUUUUGAGGGUGGCGUUAAACUGGGAGUAGGAGCCUUUAAUCUAAUGAUUUCCAUGUUGCCCACGCGGACACUCAAGCUGCUGGAGUUUGUUGGUUUCUCUGGUAACAAGGAGUUUGGUCUUCAGCAGCUUCUGGAGGGCUCUGUAGAAAGCACAUUCAGGUCCUUCCUAUGUAACAUGUUGCUGCUUUGUUAUCACACCUUCAUGAGUUUCAUAUUAGGAACUGGAGAAGGCGACGUUGAAGAUGCAGAGAAACUGCUGCAGCCAUAUCUCAAAAAAUAUCCCAAGGGAUCCAUCUUCCUGUUCUUCGCUGGUCGAAUAGAAGAGAUCAAAGGAAACCUGGAUGCUGCUAUCACUCGCUUUGAAGAGUGCUGUGAGGCUCAACAGCAGUGGAAGCAGUUUCACCACAUGUGUUACUGGGAGCUGAUGUGGUGCUUCACAUACAAGAGGCACUGGAAGAUGGCCUACUUCUACGCUGACCUGCUCUGCAAGGAGAACUCCUGGUCCAAGGCUACCUAUGCGUAUAUGAAAGCAGCCUACCUCAGCAUGCUGACUCCGGAUGAUUGCUUAACCUUCGGGGAAACUGCGUUCACUCUGUUCAGGCAGGUCCCAGGGCUGAAGCAGAAAAUCGCAGGAAAAUCUUUACCAACAGAGAAGUUUGCGAUCAGAAAAGCCCGUCGCUACCUUGCGGAAAGUCCCAUUCCUCUUCCUGCUCCUCCACUGGAGAUGAUGUACAUCUGGAAUGGCUACACAGUCAUUGGCAAACACAAAGACCUGACUGAAGGAAUGCUGAAAACACUGGAUGAGGCACAGACUAAACUCGAGAGCAGUCCAAGGAAUGAGUUCUCCAUAGAUGAUCAGUGUCUGCUGAGCCUCUUGAAGGGACUAUGUCUCAAACACCUGGGGCAUCAAGAGGAGGCUGAACACUACUUUACCCUCGUCCUCUGCAAUGAGACCCAGAUCAAGUAUGACCACUACCUGGUUCCUAAUGCCUUGCUGGAGCAUGGACUGCUGUGUCUGGAGCAAGGCAGAAAAGAUGAAGCUAUCAAGCUCCUAGAAACGGCAAAGCAAAAUUACAAAAACUACUCGAUGGAAUCACGGACACACUUCCGUAUUCAGGCUGCUCUACACAAGGCCAAGGGCACAGGGGAGAAUGGCACCCAUGUUCCCUCCAGCCCGUAACAGACAGAGGAGGGCACACUAGAGCUGAGACAGCUUACUGUUUCUGCAGUCCAUUAUGCAACACAUUCAGCCCAGCCCAGCUCCGCCCAGUGGGGCACAUGAUUUUUUUUUUUUUUUUUUUUUUUAAACAUCAGGAGGUUAGGAGAGAUGGAUUCUUGUUUUUCUCAUGUAUGCCACUUUUGUGGGCAACUGCAGCUCUAUGUGGCCCUGACUGUCUCAGACAGGUUUGCUACGUCCUCUUCCAGAGCUAUAUUAUGAUGAACUUGACUUCCUCAUGUGAUUUAAAAUAGAGACGAGUUGAGAAAUGUGCCUAUAUUUAUGAAACAUCGCUUCUAGCAGGCUUGUUUGUCUAGCACUGUGGCCACCCAUAAGAGGCUCACUAGGGUAGAAAACAAAGUCACGUUUGUGUAAUAUAUACUUCAGAUUACCUCCACUACUACCCCAGGAUAGACAUGUGCCCAGUUCAGGGUAGUAGGGUUGCAUCUGAUUGAGCCAGAGUUGCCCCUCAUACAAUUACUAACACUCACUCCAGCUGACUAGCAGCACCUGAGUACUCCAAAGCUCUCCCACAUCUUUUAAUUUAAUGUAAAUGAGAUAAAAUUACUUCAGUGAUGAUAACACAUAAUCAUGUGUUGACAUAGUUUAUCAGGUAAACUAUAUGAUAUCAUACAAUUCACGGCAUAGUUUAUCAGGACUUUUUGUACUGUGUCAUGUGAUAUAUUUUGGUUGACAGGUUUUACCUAUGUUUAGAUUUGUGAUCAAAACCGAUAUCACCAAAUAAGAUAUAAAUUAUUCAUAUUAUUCAUACUUUUACACUACAUAGGCUUUGGUUCAUUGUGUUUCUCAGAGUGAGUGAACAUUUUCUUGUUUAUUUUAAAGUUCCUUCCUUUCCUUGUAACCUGUUGAAACACUGACACAAAUGUAUUCAUGUGGAACUCUUUUUUUUUCAGUCUCCUCCUGAAGAAAUGAUCAAAUCGCCAACCCUGUUGUAUUUACAGUUAUGUGUAAUGGCUUUUGCACAGAGCUAUGUAAAUCAGCCAGCAAUGCAAACUCUCCAGAGUCAAAAAAAAAAUCAGAUGUGCAGUGAGAGUUGUUCUUUACAUUUAUAUACUGUAAAUGGCACCUUUUACACAAAUUGUCCCGUUUUAAGAGGACAGAUGAAUGUGUCUUUUAGAAAGGCAGACUCCCUCCUUUUCUCCUCCUGGUGUGUGGGAUAGACUCCAGCAGUACUUGAGCUUGAACAAACAGGCCAUUCACGCCGAGCAGCGAAGGACUGCGUGCUUGUCCGCCUGUUGCAUCUUUAGUGAGUGAAGAAGCUCUGAACCACCACAGAAUUCCUGCUUUGUGAACAUCCUCUGCUGCUCUUGUAUAAGCCAUUAUUGACCUAUAGAAGGACUUGAACAUCAUAACCACGAUCCUGUGUCAAAUAAUAAUCUGUAUAUGAACAAAUGCUUGUAAUGAAAUGAUAAAACAGAAAGGGGUCACCUCUAAUUGUGUUGGUAGUGAGGUUAUUUGAAGGCUGUGUCCCAGCAACAGAGUGUCCAAAACCUAGAAACUCAGGUGGUGUCUCAAGUGUUGGAAUUAGAGCACUGCUGAUUUAUUCAUGAUUAGAGUAAGGAUUGGGAUUCAAGAUGACGGCUAGGAGUCAGUUUCAAUGUUUUUUAAUGGUGGUGGAAAUGUACAUUCAAUAUUGUUUUAAAAGCCGUCGUUAGUUGCAAUAGGCCUAUUCCAGUAACAAAUCAUAUUUUAUUUUCUAAUAAUGAAUUAAGCUUAUUUUUCUUUUUUUUAUUUGCUUUGGUUUCUCAGAUAUACCUGGAAGAAAAAAAGAAUCUAGUGGCAUUGUGAUGUUUACAAUCAGCAAAUUUCACUGGGCACGGCUACCACUCAGCAGAAUGACAUUCCUGUACAUACUGAAUGUUUCUAUUGUAAUUUAAGAUGAAAUGAUGAUACGCAACUAAAAAAACAACAACAAAAAACCUAA